GUUGGAAGGAACUCGACUGUGGAGCGGCAGUGUGUAUCGUCUCUGUGUUUGUAUACAAUGAAAUGGCAGAAGCCAAUAUUUCAGUGGAUCAGGGCCAGUUCAGCUGUUCAGUGUGUCUGGAUCUCCUGAAGGAUCCAGUGACGAUUCCCUGCGGACACAGUUACUGUAAGAGCUGUAUCUCAGACUACUGGAAUCAAGAGAGCAUCUACAGAUGUCCUUUAUGCAAACAGACCUUCAGACCAAGACCAGUUUUAGGUAAGAAUGUGGUGAUCGCUGAGAUGGUGGAGAAAUUCAAGGCGAUGAGUCCCCGAUCUGCUCCUGUGCCUGCUCCUCGUCAUCAUCCUCACACUGGAUCUAGAGAUGUGCAGUGCGACUCCUGCACUGGAAGAAAACAGAAAGCAGUGAAGUCGUGUCUGAAGUGUCGAAGCUCUUACUGUCAAACUCACCUUGAACAGCAUGAGAGUCUCUUCAGAGGUAAUAGACACAAUCUGAUGGACGCCACUGGACGACUGCAGGAGAUGAUCUGCCCUCAACAUGAUAAAAUGCUGAAGAUUUACUGCCGUACCGACCAGCGGUGUAUCUGUAUGCUGUGUUUGGUGGAUGAACACAAAAAUCAUGACACUGUAUCAACUGCAGCAGCGAGGACAGAGAAACAGAAACAUUUUGAGGAAACUCAGAGAAACAUCCAGACAACAAUCCAGCAGAGAGAGAAAUAUCUAAAGCAGCUGAGAGAUGCUGUGGAGUCUCAUAAGCGCUCUGCACAGACGGCAGAGGAGGCUAUUGAGAGGAUCUUCACUGAGCUCAUCCGCUCCUUUCAGAAACAUCGCACUGAGAUGAAGCAGCUGAUCAGAGAUCAGGAACGUGUCGCGGUGAACCAAGCUGAAGAACGACUGGCACGACAGGAGCUGGAGCUUGAUGAUCUGAGGAGGAAAGAGACUGAACUGAAACAGUUUUUAAACACAGAUGAUCAUACUUUUUUCCUUCAGAAUUGUCCAUCUGUCUUUCUCUCUGGAUCCACAGACGACUUCACUUUCAGUUCUCACCCCAAUUUUGAUGAAGUGGUGAAAUCUGUCUCUCAACUCAGAGACAAACUACAGCAGUUCUGCACAGACGAGAUAGAAAGGUUAUCUAAAACGGUGAAAACCGUCCAGGUCAUUGUCCCGAGUAUUGAUGAGGCAUUUCAAGAGACUUUCAGAAUGUUUAAAAGAUCACGUCCUAUUUCGAUGUCUCCGGAAGUGUGCGCAAGGCUUGAUGAGGCAUUGCAGGCGAAACCCGAAUACGAGAAGCCUUCUGCUUUUAUUUUUGCUGACGAAAGAGAUUCGUUUACCUUCAGUUCGUCUGGAUUGAAUCCAAUCAUGUCAACCUUGUUGCUUCCGGAAGCGGACGCAAUAAGGACGUUUAGUCAGUUAGGUAGCUAUAUAACCUUUUUUAUUCUCCUUUCUAUUCUGAAGACGAUGAAGAUUCGUUUGCUUUCAAUAGGCCUAAGUGUGAUGAAGACGAUCCAUUUAUGCGAAUAAAACUUCACUCUGUUCCUUGCAAAAACACACCAUAAAGCUUCAGAAGAGUUGAAAUGCCUUUUUUUGCACAUAAUAUUUAGCAUAGAUUUGUACAGUUGCAUUCUUUUUUCAUAAAUUUACAGGAUGAAAAACAUGUUUUUCGUGUGUUAUGUGUGUGUACUGCUGAGCGAUUAGUGUGUGUGCUAUUUCUUUUGAGUUUCACAGAUGCCGAGAGUUUAAGCAGUGCCGGUUCUGAUGUCGCUCUCUCUCACAGCGCUCUCAGAUCUCCUCUUCUCUCCGCCUACGGCCGCCUAAUUACCAGCUGGGGUUUUCUCCAACCCGUGCGGCGUGAUCACCUGUGUGUUGUCGUCUCGCCAUGCGGGAGCGAGGCGAAUGAUUGUUUUCUUUUGAUUCUAGUUUAUUUGUUUAAACCAGGUAGUGGCUUUAUUUCCUUUGUACACUUUUUAUUAUUUAUUUAGUAUAGUGAAGGGAAGCAGCUGCCCGGAAGAUUCACCCGUUUUAUUUCUUUUCGGGAGCCAGGUAAGAUCUCUCCCGACUGAAGUACAGGGUUAGUAAGGGUAUCUGUUUUCCCUUUAUGGGCCCUAC
Messenger RNA from Pimephales promelas (fathead minnow), 2102 nucleotides. The record is from RefSeq and is a predicted model, not a curated record. NCBI's taxonomy places the organism in Eukaryota, Metazoa, Chordata, Actinopteri, Cypriniformes, Leuciscidae.